GCGGUGACGUCAGGGGCGGAAGCAGCUGAGGUUGUGUGGUCUCAUCGGACGAGGGGAAGGAGGAGGUGCUGCGGCUCGCCUCGGUGCGGCAGGUAGCGGUGGGUGGAAAGGCCCGUGGUGGUGGUGGGGAAGCUCCCCUUCCCUUCGAAAGAAAGGGCUUAAGAAGAUUCUGACCAUACUUUGUCUGGUUCUUCUGUUUCAUCAUGGGGGAGCUCUUCCGGAGUGAAGAAAUGACCCUUGCACAACUUUUCCUUCAGUCAGAAGCAGCCUACUGCUGUGUCAGUGAAUUGGGAGAACUUGGGAAGGUCCAGUUUAGGGAUCUAAACCCUGAUGUGAAUGUGUUCCAGCGCAAGUUUGUUAAUGAAGUCAGGAGAUGUGAAGAGAUGGACAGGAAACUCAGGUUUGUGGAAAAGGAGAUUAAAAAAGCCAACAUUCCUAUCACGGAUACUGGUGAGAAUCCAGAGGUGCCAUUUCCCCGAGACAUGAUUGAUUUGGAGGCAAACUUCGAGAAAAUUGAAAACGAACUCAAAGAGAUCAACACAAACCAGGAAGCACUGAAAAGGAACUUUCUAGAGCUGACAGAGUUGAAGUUCAUUCUGCGCAAAACACAACAAUUUUUUGAUGAGGCUGAAUUGCAUCAUCAGCAGAUGGCGGAUCCUGAUCUGUUGGAGGAGUCUUCGUCACUGCUGGAGCCAAGCGAAAUAGGAAGAGGAACCCCACUGCGACUGGGAUUUGUGGCCGGCGUGAUCAACCGUGAGCGGAUCCCUACCUUUGAGCGGAUGCUGUGGAGGGUGUGUCGUGGGAAUGUCUUCUUGCGUCAGGCUGAAAUCGAGAACCCACUUGAGGACCCCGUGACGGGCGACUACGUGCACAAGUCUGUGUUCAUCAUUUUCUUUCAAGGUGACCAGCUGAAAACCAGAGUCAAGAAGAUCUGUGAGGGAUUUCGUGCUUCUCUGUAUCCCUGCCCAGAAACACCACAGGAAAGGAAGGAAAUGGCUGCUGGAGUCAACACCAGGAUUGAUGAUCUUCAGAUGGUGCUGAACCAAACAGAGGAUCAUCGGCAAAGGGUCCUGCAGGCAGCUGCAAAAAACAUCCGUGUCUGGUUCAUAAAGGUCCGCAAGAUGAAGGCCAUCUACCACACCCUGAACCUCUGUAAUAUCGACGUGACCCAGAAAUGCCUCAUUGCUGAAGUCUGGUGUCCUGUUGCCGACCUUGACUCCAUCCAGUUUGCCCUCAGGCGUGGCACAGAGCACAGCGGCUCCACUGUUCCCUCCAUUCUGAACAGGAUGCAGACCAACCAGACUCCACCCACCUAUAACAAGACCAACAAGUUCACUGCUGGGUUCCAAAACAUUGUGGAUGCCUAUGGUAUUGGAACCUACCGUGAGAUAAAUCCAGCUCCGUACACAAUCAUUACCUUCCCGUUCCUGUUUGCUGUGAUGUUUGGAGACCUUGGCCAUGGAAUUCUCAUGACCCUUUUUGCUGUGUGGAUGGUGGUCCGGGAGAGCCGCAUUCUGUCACAGAAGAGUGAUAAUGAGAUGUUCAGCAUGAUUUUCAGUGGCCGGUACAUCAUUCUCUUGAUGGGCAGUUUUUCCAUUUACACUGGCCUGAUCUAUAACGAUUGCUUCUCAAAGUCGCUCAAUAUGUUCGGCUCAUCCUGGAGUGUUCGCCCAAUGUUCACCAAAGGCAACUGGACGGAGGAACUUCUCCGGGAAGUUCCUGUGCUCCAGGUAGAUCCUGAUAUUGAUGGAGUCUUUGGUGGGGCAUAUCCUUUUGGCAUAGAUCCGAUCUGGAACAUUGCCACCAACAAGCUGACUUUCCUCAACUCCUUCAAGAUGAAGAUGUCUAUCAUUCUGGGGAUCGUUCACAUGAUUUUUGGUGUCACACUCAGUCUGCUCAACCACAUCUAUUUUAAGAAGCCUCUGAACAUCUACCUUGGCUUUAUCCCUGAAAUUAUAUUCAUGACAUCGCUGUUUGGCUAUCUAGUCAUACUCAUUUUUUACAAGUGGACAGCCUACAAUGCGAAGAACUCUAAGGAUGCGCCAAGCCUUCUCAUCCACUUCAUCAACAUGUUUCUCUUCUCCUAUGAAGGCAAUAUGCUGUACAAGGGACAGCAAGGUAUCCAGAGCUUCCUGGUAGUUGUGGCAUUUCUGUGUGUGCCAUGGAUGUUCGUUGCCAAACCCUUGGUCCUUCGCCAGCAGUACCUGCGAAGAAAGCACUUGGAAGGGCAGCCCGAGGAACCCCCUGUCAGCCCAGCCCAGAGCCAGCAGGCAGUAGAGGCAGCAGCGGCUGCAACAGGGACUCUCAAUUUUGGUGGGAUACGUGUAGGCAAUGGGCCAACUGAAGAAGAUGCCGAGAUAAUCCAGCAUGACCAGCUCUCGAUGCAUUCGGAGGAAGGGGAGGAGCCUGCCGUGGAGGAGGUGUUUAACUUUGGGGACACAGUGGUCAACCAAGCCAUCCACACCAUUGAAUACUGCUUGGGCUGCAUCUCCAACACUGCUUCAUACCUACGCCUCUGGGCACUGAGCCUGGCUCAUGCACAACUCUCUGAGGUUCUCUGGACUAUGGUGAUCCAUGUGGGGCUCAAUGUUAGAAGUUUGGCCGGAGGAUUUGGCCUGUUCUUUGUAUUUGCCGCUUUUGCCACCCUGACGGUGGCCAUCUUACUGAUCAUGGAGGGCCUCUCUGCUUUCCUCCAUGCCCUUCGCCUACACUGGGUGGAAUUUCAGAACAAGUUCUACUCAGGUACUGGAUUCAAGUUCCUUCCAUUCUCAUUUGACAGCAUCCGUGAUGGGAGGUUUGAUGACUAACCCCCGGAGACCUCUUGGUCCAAAGUGUGGCAGCAAAAACUGACCACCACCUGCUGCUCUGUGUGUGUGUGUGUGUGUGUGUGUGUGUGUGUGUGUGUGUGUAAUACUAGUCAUGUAGCUCCUCUGUUGUGUCUACGAGCUACUAGUCUGCAAGACUUGCCUUGUUCUGAGCACCUCACUGAAGGGAGAAAGAAUUAUAAGGAAGUUACAGGAACUUAGGGGUGAUGGUGGCAGCACUGUAAUCUUCUUGGCAGGUCCUGGAAUGGGGCAUUUUUGCUUGGGCUGCACAGUGGAAAAGCCCUGAGAGAAGAGAUUGUCCUACUAUGGAAGAGGUCCUGGUACAUCCUCAUGUAGUAGUCUGUAGUCCCACUGAUUGCAGAAAUUCAGUAGCGAACAAUGGUUGUGUUGUAAUCCGGGUUUAGUGUCCUUUGGUUCCUUUUGGACUGACUUGUGGUAAAUAUGUGUGCUGUAGAAAUCUCUCUUGGCAAGUUGAUUAGGAGAUGCCCAUCUACCCACAUUCUGCCCCUCCACCUCCAUCCUCUAAAUAGCACCCUGAAUUUCUUCUUCAAGUCCAGAUUGGGCCUGUGAAGGGGUUGUGAUCCAAUUGCUCCACAGAAGGCAGUCUAAAAGCUAUCCAGUCACAUUGCCUGUGGAAGAUUUUCUGUCCCUACUGGCGCCUCUGCUGUGCUUUUCCUUAGUUAAACCACUAACUUUUUUUUUUAAAGAGCAGAACAGGAGGGGCCCCUCACUGGCAUCUGUCACGCAGCCCAGCCCCUCUGACCUCUGAGCUGAGCAGUAGCUGCUAUUCUCUCCCUCUUCUUUUGCUCUUGCUCUCUCACGUAAGCCAAACGUCGUCCCCAAAUCCCCUCUCUCCACCUCAUCUCACUGUGUGUGGGCGUGAGCCUCUGGAAACUUGGAUUGCACACACAUGAUUCUAUAGGAGAGGUGUCCCAAAUAGCAUUGCAACUUGGCAGUGUUGGAAUUGCCCUCCAGACGAGGGUAGGGGGCAAGCUUGCUGGUGCUGUUGGAGGGCCAGCCUGUGAGUGGCUCCACACUGUUAGUUAAUAAGGAAACUUUGACUAACUCUGCCUGAAACUUUGAAUGACUUGUUUUGUUCCAAGGAAGCAAAGGGUCUUACACCUUCAGGAAGCUCCCAUGUAACCCUGAUAUUCAUGACCUGAUGAAAAACGCUGUUGCUCCUAUGCUGUUCUUACCACACCCCAGUUACCAGCAAACAUUUGGAAAGUAAGCCAGUGAGCAACAGCACUUGUGUGUUUAGGAAGGGCUUCCCUUGGAAAAUAGGAAUCUCCUGAGGGCAAUACCUGCCUUCUCUCUGUACAGUCCAAGCACAGGAAAGAGGCUGGACGUUGUGUGCCUGUGUAAACUGUGUAUUUAUGCUCUGUGUGUGUGUGUGUGUGUGUGUGUGUGUGUGUGUGUGUGUGUUUAAAAUGUAUACUUUACUAGAAGUGUUUCAAUAUGAGAAGGGCUCCUCUUGGCACUUCUCUUGAGCACUUAAGGCAAGAUAGCCCAGAUCUAGUCUGGUAGAGGGGAGACUUUAUAGGAAGGUGCUUAUCCAUUACCUGCUCUUGAAUAGAAGCUGUGAAGUUCCAGGGGCUGCUGUGAGUCCAUGAAUGUGAUGUAAGGUAGCCUGUUGUUUUGUGUUUACCUGUUGCUGUUUGGGACAAAGAUUUACAAAUGUCGCAUGCGGUGAAGUCUCCCUGCUGCUCUCAUCAGCCAGUCACUGUAUCUAUUAAACCCAUUGAUGUAA
Hemicordylus capensis (graceful crag lizard) is the source of this 4575-nucleotide messenger RNA. RefSeq names its product ATPase H+ transporting V0 subunit a1 (gene ATP6V0A1). Gene Ontology annotation, cellular component: vacuolar proton-transporting V-type ATPase, V0 domain; vacuolar proton-transporting V-type ATPase complex; plasma membrane. The record is from RefSeq and is a predicted model, not a curated record. Gene Ontology annotation, molecular function: ATPase binding; proton-transporting ATPase activity, rotational mechanism. Gene Ontology annotation, biological process: proton transmembrane transport; vacuolar acidification. Lineage: Eukaryota; Metazoa; Chordata; Lepidosauria; Squamata; Cordylidae. The transcript has 23 exons. Bases 204 to 2807 code for a protein of 867 amino acids.